Messenger RNA from Balaenoptera musculus (blue whale), 1680 nucleotides. RefSeq names its product calcyclin binding protein (gene CACYBP). The record is from RefSeq and is a predicted model, not a curated record. Gene Ontology annotation, cellular component: nucleus. Bases 219 to 953 code for a protein of 244 amino acids. Gene Ontology annotation, biological process: heart development. Gene Ontology annotation, molecular function: tubulin binding; ubiquitin protein ligase binding; S100 protein binding. The transcript has 7 exons. Lineage: Eukaryota; Metazoa; Chordata; Mammalia; Artiodactyla; Balaenopteridae.
GCUCGGGGGGCGGCCUCGACGGACUCGCGAAGGUUCCAGAGGCGUCGCGUGCCGGAGGCGGGCCAAUAUCUCGCGCAGGGUCGGGUGUGCCCGCAGGCCGCGGCCACUGUGACUGGUGCCGGUGCGGUCUGCGCUCGGGGUGAGCGCGGUCGGUGCGGCGUUUCCUGUUCUCGCCCCUGCGCCGCUGCAGCUGGGGCCUUCCCUGACGCGGCCCGACCAUGGCUUCAACUGUGGAGGAGCUACAGAAAGAUCUAGAAGAGGUGAAGGUUCUGCUGGAAAAAGCCACUAGAAAAAGAGUACGUGAUGCCCUGACAGCUGAAAAAUCCAAGAUUGAGACAGAAAUCAAGAACAAGAUGCAGCAGAAAUCACAGAGGAAAGCAGAACUUAUGGAAAAUGAAAAGCCAGCCGCUGUGGUUGCUCCUAUUACGACAGGAUAUACAGUGAAAAUCAGUAAUUAUGGAUGGGAUCAGUCAGAUAAGUUUGUGAAAAUCUACAUUACCUUAACUGGAGUUCAUCAAGUCCCUGCUGAGAAUGUGCAGGUGCAUUUCACAGAGAGGUUGAGUCUUAUCAUCUGGGAUGGCCAGGUGCACAUCCUAAAGUCAUUUGAUCUUUUGGUAAAGAAUCUAAAUGGGAAGAGUUACUCCAUGAUUGUGAACAAUCUCUUGAAACCCAUCUCUGUGGAAGGCAGUUCAAAAAAGAUCAAGACAGAUACAGUUCUUAUCUUAUGUAGGAAGAAAGCGGAAAACACACGGUGGGACUACCUGACUCAGGUUGAAAAAGAAUGCAAAGAGAAAGAAAAGCCCUCCUAUGACACUGAAACAGAUCCUAGUGAGGGAUUAAUGAAUGUUCUAAAGAAAAUUUAUGAAGAUGGAGAUGAUGAUAUGAAGCGAACCAUUAAUAAAGCCUGGGUGGAAUCAAGAGAGAAGCAAGCCAAAGGAGAUACAGAAUUCUGAGACUUUACAGUCUUUUUGGGAACUGUGAUGCGGAAAUAUUGAUGUUUCCAAUAAGGAAAUGUUGGUGAGCUGCACAGAUAAAUUUGACAUAUAACUACUUACACAGUCUAAGUAAAGGCAAUGAAUUCUCCAUUUCCUGCUGGAGGAUUUAUUUAAAUAAAAUAUGCUUAUUAAACAAACACUCCCUCCAAAGAUGGUUUCCUUAGUAACCGGGUCAUUUUAUUCAAGAAAAGGGUAAUGUUGUAUUCUAGUGUGAAAUGUGAAGAAGCAAGUCUUGCCUAAUGAAAAUGCCACAUUGUGUGUAUUAUUGUUCAGCUAAGAGGUAGAAACAAAAGUUACUGCUUGCCUUUUAGUUCCUGACAUCAGCUCCCACCAAUGUAAGAAUAAAAAAAUAAAACGUGAAUUUUUGCAUAAAAUGAAAAUUCAUACCUGUGUUUCAAGGUUGUUAUAGAGAGCUUGCUCUCUUCUAUUCACAGCUUAAGUGAUGUAUAUACCAUGAAGUACCAUGCCCUAAUAAUCUAAUCACAAAUAUUUUUCUCUAGAUUUAAAUAUAUUUAUUUAUGAAUAAAUUGGAACUAAAUCGAAACUUGAUAAUACACAAACAUAUUUAUAUAGUACCAGUAAGUGGGUUUUGCCAUGGUUCAGCUGGCUUGUAAAAACAAUAACUGUAAAGUAAAAGUAAAUAUGAAAAUCCAUCUAUGCUGCUGAAUAAAAACCUAUCAUCAUC